Messenger RNA from Nilaparvata lugens (brown planthopper), 574 nucleotides. RefSeq names its product pH-sensitive chloride channel 2-like. Gene Ontology annotation, biological process: chemical synaptic transmission; regulation of membrane potential; nervous system process. NCBI's taxonomy places the organism in Eukaryota, Metazoa, Arthropoda, Insecta, Hemiptera, Delphacidae. The annotation marks the transcript as partial. Gene Ontology annotation, cellular component: neuron projection; synapse; membrane. Gene Ontology annotation, molecular function: transmembrane signaling receptor activity; extracellular ligand-gated monoatomic ion channel activity; neurotransmitter receptor activity. The record is from RefSeq and is a predicted model, not a curated record. The transcript has 4 exons.
AGAAUGAAAACUACCACCUUAUGUCAGAUGAAGCAAGGAAAAUUUCCGUUUGACAAGCAAAAUGUCAUUUGAUCAUGGAUUCAUGGCGCUACAACACUAGCAACGUAGUACUAGAAUGGGAAGCCACAGCUCCAGCUCUGAUACCGAAUAAUAACCCGAGUCUGGCCGAAUAUUACCUGGUAGAUAUGAGCACACUGAGUAGCGAGGAUAACUGCUGUGUUCAGCAUAGUGCCGUCAAUCCACAUACCUAUUAUAGCUACAGUUCACUAGUGCUGACAUUUGUACUAGCCAGAGAAUUCGGUUAUUACCUGAUGGACUACUAUCUGCCAAGUGUUCUGCUAGUUAUCCUGUCAUGGAUGACGUUUUGGCUGGAGCCUAACUCAAUACCCACCAGGGUGUCUCUUGGUACAAGCACUAUGUUGACGUUUAUACUGCUAUCAUCGAAGCCAGGAUCUCGUGGUGAUUUGAGUCUGCUCUACUUCAGAACGAACGAUGUGUGGUUCAUAGGAUGCACCGCCUUCAUAUUCCUCUCAUUGGUCGAGUUUGCUUUUGUCAACUGUAUACACAGACAAGA